AUGGUUAAAGUUUUGGAUGGCGUGGAUAGGAUUAGAAAGGAAGAUUUUUGGGAAGAAGAGAAAGAUGGAAAAUAUGGGGGGGACCGGAAACUGGAGGAAGACAAGCAGGAGCAAUGGAUCCCUGCCUGUGUGCCUGGUACCUACUGCUCGGGGUACGAGCGCGCUAAAGGGCCCGGUCCCCACAGCGAAAUGCGGAUUAUUGUCUGUCCCCAGACAUCUCAGCAAGCCCUUACGACAAGUACUGGGUACACAUGCACG
Messenger RNA from Trichoderma harzianum CBS 226.95, 258 nucleotides. RefSeq lists its product as hypothetical. The annotation marks the transcript as partial. The record is from RefSeq and is a predicted model, not a curated record. Lineage: Eukaryota; Fungi; Ascomycota; Sordariomycetes; Hypocreales; Hypocreaceae. The transcript has a single exon.